Astrephomene gubernaculifera is the source of this 5147-nucleotide messenger RNA. The record is from the annotation of a GenBank genome assembly. NCBI's taxonomy places the organism in Eukaryota, Viridiplantae, Chlorophyta, Chlorophyceae, Chlamydomonadales, Astrephomenaceae.
UCUUUCAGUCGACGCGCUUAAUAUUUAAUAUACAACUGGAGGAGUAGCCUGAGAAGGUCUUGGAGAGAAGUUGUCGAGGCUGCACAGCUGAAGCGCAACACCAACAGUGGCCUCGACAGCUCGGGGCCUCGACGCUUUGUCCCUUACGCCGACGGCAUAUUACCUCGCUUUUAGGUGACAACUUGAGCUUGGAGCAGUCGCUGCUAGCAAGCAAGAUGUCCGUGGAUCUGCACAGCCUUCCUCAGCUACCAGGGCUAGCGCAUCGGCCAAAUUUUCCGCGUGACUUGCGUGUCUUGUUAGUCGAUGCCGACUACAAGGCUAGACAGGAGGCCGAAGCGCAGCUCCGCGAAUACCAUUAUACUGUCACACACUGCAGCAGCAGUGUAGAAGCGGCAGCCCAUCUGGCAAAUGGGGAAAGCAGUUGCGAUGUGGUCCUCGCGGAUGUGCGCUGCUUGCAACAAAAGUCUGCCGAGCACGCCGCAGUUGUGCAAGCCGCGAAAACUAUACCACUAAUUCUGAUGUCGGAGAGCGGCACGCCAAACGAGGUCAUGCUGGGGAUAAAGCUAGGAGCGGUUGACUUUCUGGAGAAGCCUUUGUCGCCUCUUAAACUCAAAAAUAUUUGGCAGCACUUCGUCCGACGCCUCCUGUCGGCCAACGCCUGUGGUCCUUCACACCACAAAAAAUGCAUCGCGGCUUCGGCAACUGCGUCUCCGGAGAUCUCUGGCUCCCACGGCGGGGGCUGUGGCUCCCAUUCCCACGGCUACGGAGGUGAAUCGGGCAGCAAUGCCAGCACCAGCGAGCAGCUGCCGGUCAAACUGGACUUUGAUGCCGACAUCGAGACCUCCUCCUUCCAAGAAGCCAUGGGCUGCAUGGACGCCUUGACGAUGCAAGUCGCGAACCACACCAGCACCGGCACCAUGGAUGCGGAUUGUGCCCUCCUCGGCUGCACUGCUGCGGCUCCCGCCUGCAUCAGCCCAGCCAUGCAACUCGACACCCCCUGCUGCAAACCGCGCCCCCAACCGCUCAAGUACAAGGUCGGCCGCGGCUCCGCUCCCGGAAUCAUGAACGGCAGCGGCGGCAGCAGCUCCGGCAGUGGCAGCGGCAGCGGCAGCGGCGGCCUCUACCCCAAGCCCUGCAUCGGCUAUCCCGCCGGACGGCUGCCUCCUCUUCCCGCCGGCGUGCCCGGUAUCGAAUGGGGUCUACCCACCAACCCGCUCCAAAUCUCCCCUAAGGCCCCGCCCAUGCCGCCCAUGCUGCCCCCCAUGUGCUGCCCCUGCCCCUGCCCCUGGCCCGGCGGCUCCCUCAUGCUGAGCUCCCCGCCGCCUCUGUUCCCGCUCAUGUUGGGCUCGCCCUCGCCCUCCGUCGCCUCCGGCUGCUGCAGCGCCCUGCCGCUCAGCAGCAGCUGCCUCACGCUGUCCUCAAUCGCCGACACCGUCGUCGCCACCGCGCCGCUGCCGCCGCCCAUGCGCCGUUCCGACAGCGACCCGCUGCCUGCCGCCUCGGGCUGCUUCUCCUCCGGCAGCGCCGCAACCGCAACCGCGACCGCCGCGCUGGGCGGCAAUGUGGGCGCAGCGGGCGGCAUGACCCCUCCUACCGCGCUGUCCGCUGAGGGCAUGGCAUUCAUGCAGCCCUGCAGCGUGCGGGGUUUGGCUGCUGCUGAUGCUGGAGAUGCUGAUCCGGCCUGCGGUAGCGGAACCGUGUCCGGGGACAUGUGGGCCUGCGGGGUGGACCCGGAUAGCUCGCCCUUCCAGCCGCCGGUGGGCCUGCCACCCAUCGGUCUGCAGCUGAAGAAGAGCCCCAGCCUGGCGGACCUGAUAUCCGAGUCGCUGAGGCAGGGAGUCGACUUGUCGGUGUUCUAGAGUCGGAGCUGCAGGGUUCGAUUGCCUUGAGAUUCAGCGUGGGGCCUCCAAAGCGCCUCCAUGCUACUCCUGUGCUGCAUAUCACUGUGAGCCAACCGGCGAGUGAGUCCAGCUUAGACUGUUUUGGAGAAGAAAAGCGAUUAAUAACCUAAUAGCGUAUUGACGCUGUGAAUGGGGCUUAAGUACGGAUUUGCGUGGAAGAAUUGAGCGCUUGCAUGCUUGCUUGCUUGUUUUUACUCGCCCUAAAGCGCCCCCUGUAUCACAGCAGGCGGGAAUUUGCAGCUGGCGUGUGCCUUGGUUGCUCCUCUUUCGGAGGUGUUGGUUGCCGGGCGUUGAGGUUCGAGUUACGAGGGUUUCCGAGGUUUGGCUACGGGGUUGUUGCUGUGGGUUGUAGGCCGCAUCAUGAGAAGAGGAGUAUCUGGGCUGGGCCGCUUUUGUGCUCUUCUGUUUCCAGUCACGCCGGCUGUACAGCGGAGGCGCCGGGCUCUGCCCUUGGCGGCUUCUGGCGGCGGCUUUGAAGCGGGCUAAGGAGGGGCAGAUAGGGCAGCUUCUGUGCUUAGGAUAAUUAAAUAUGGCAGUUUCUUGCGCCCUGGCGGCGUGUAUGCCUUCAUUGUUUGGCGUAGAAGAUCGUCCAUCCCUUGGACAGCCUGGUAUGCCGCCGAGUAACUCCUUUAGUGGCAGCUGGUUUUGAAGUUUAGAGCUUUGGGUAUCUGAGCAAGAAGAGUGAGUUGUUGAGAAAAUGUGAGCGAGGCUGUGAAGAAGUGUUUUGUAGCGGUGUUGAUGUGUUUGCAUGGUUCACAGCACAGGCGACAACCCCGGCAGCCACUGCGUGGUUGAGAUUAUUCCGGUUUCCUAAAUGCACGGCACCCGCCGCGAAAAGUGAGGUGGGGCAUAUCGUCAAAGCCGUAACGGCGCUGCAGGGCUACUUGAAGCAUAUGCAUAUCGGGGCGGCCGUCCCGGCGUUGCGCUUGGUGUUGGUUUACCGUUCCGUUGUUGGCGUUACCGGUAGUGCUGUUGCUGGUUGCUGUCAACCGCUGCUUCGUCUGUCGGCAGGCAUGCGACCCAAGAUGCGCGGUUGUGUGCGACGAGGAUGGCAGCUUGUGACGUUGUGAGGGAGCUGCAUGCGGCUUUGCGGUUGUCUGGAUUGGCAUGUGUCUGCAAGGGAGGGUCUUAGUGAGCCCUCUCCUUAAUGAACUGUCAUGCGCUUCCUAUGGCCCGAGCAGGGCGAAACAUGUUUUCCCACGCACUUGCAUCGCCUUACACUUUGAGCCUUGACUCCUUCCCGAUCUGUGAUGUGCCGUACCCGUACUCUUUGCACGGGUCUUGAAUUUUAUUGGCAUGUCUUGCGGGGCCUAUCAGGGCGGUCUCGUCAACCCUUUCUCGAUCAAUAAUGAGUAUGUGCUAUCUAUAUUCCUACCCUAAAGCGCGAUUCCUGCCGUUUGUGUUUGGAAAAUGAUGUCACCUGCUGCGUUUCUAACGUGGCACAAAUACGGAUGCUUGUCAGUCCCGCUGCUCACAAAGUGUACCAAUCACCAAUGCGAUGAAAUGCUAAUAGGCUGUGUGUGGCUGUUGCGGUUGUUGUGGUUCGUUGCCGUACCUGCUGCUAAGCAUAAAAAACAGAAAUAAUUGCGUGUGUUCAUCAAGUCAGUCGGGUUUGCAAUAGGCAUGCCCACCCGUUUUCCCCCUAUCCGGUAUGCCUGGUGUGUUUCAGGUCUUAGGUGUGCUCGCUCAUCCGUGCGUCGUUUGAUGCUUCCCUGCUGCUGGUGCCUUGUCGUUUGCAUGCGUGUUGGUUGCGUACGGUCGCCGGGCAAAGCCCACCUGCCGGAUUGCUGCUGCCCGGGUUUGCAGUGGUCGUUUGAUCGGAUUGGAGAUUGGAAGCCGGCCGCCUGCAGGCACGCUGAAUGGGUCGUAUAGCGAGGCGUCGCACUGUGCAAUGUGGCAAACUGUCCAAAUCGUACGGCACUGUCCAAAUCGUACCGUACAAGUCGGCAGUGUAUGUUUGAGUGGACACCCGGAUGUGGCGGCAAACAUGGUGGUAGUAGGAGCGAGUUGGAAAUUUUGUGUGAGCGAUGUGCUUCGUUGUGCUGAGGAUGUGUUCUAGGUUAAUCCAGGUAGGACUUGUGUUCCGUGUUUUCAGUUCGCAGGUUACGGUUUGCAAAGAGAACGUGCUUUACAGGCAAGUAGGGUUUCCUUGUCCUAGCGCCAAGCAAAGCAUUCGAGAGCAGUGGCGAGUGUCUCCAAGAGCCAUUCUUUAUGUGGCUGUGCUGUGCUGUAUUGGUGCAGGCCGUUGCAGAGAGAGACAAUCAUUUCGGGUCGCCGGCGAAGCAGAUGCAUGGAGAGCAUAACGAGCAGGCCGCGUAAUGCGAGGCCCUCAAAAAAAGAGAUGGAUUCGCUUUCUGGAGAUACUGAUACAGUUGUAUACAUCCUCUGUGUUGUCUCUCGGCUCGUUAACUGUUUGAGAGCGGCGGUAUGGUGCGUUGAGCGCCGUACCCAAGGAUUGAAGCGGAGGGUUGUAUGUUGCAUAUACAUUUCGGUGCGUGUGUUGGAUUGUGUCUGCUCAACAGCAGCUUUGCCUGCCUUGUGGAUUGCUGGUCCCAUGGUCCCUGCUCGAUAAGCUACCUGUGGAGGGGUCGCAAAGACUGAUUGUUCUGUGCUGCAUCGAGGUCCAGGGGUGUUGGGAGGUCCGGCAGCAGGCGGACGGAAGCCUGACAGACGAGUCGUUGUGUGGAGAGAGCGAGUGCGCACGGGAAGACUUUGAGACGAGACGAGAGACAACAUAAACAACCAUGCUAAGUAGUAGCUUCUUGCUUGCUUAGUAAUAGCUCACACGUGCUUGAGAAGACCUAAAGGCGUGGUUAUGUGUACGGAAAUUCUGGCGGAAGCAGGUGGAACGUUUCAUGGUUGCGUAGACUUCCCUAAUACCGGAAGCGUUUUGUGGCAUGCAACUGCUUCGGCCGUUGCAGAGCUUUCGCGGCUACGGUGCAGCUUACCGGUAAGCCACAGUUCGGCUGUGUUUUUUGCGAAUAUGCACGCGCUAAUUUUGUCUUUGUGCGUGCGGCAUUCGGGUGCGGAGAAGGAGGAGUUUCCUGAUUUGAUACGGACCUUUGUAGCGUAGCAGUCCCAGGCUCAUGCCCGUGGUAUAAACAAAGUUUGCCAUUGAAUGCUAGCGCGGUGGGAAGUUACAUCCCUAUCUGUGUGGUGUUUAGUUUACAAAGUACUGCAUGUGCUGGUUCCUGGUUGUAUCGUACAGAGUUGUUUUUUGUUGUAUUAUGACGCCUGCGUCUCCUG